Messenger RNA from Pecten maximus, 1893 nucleotides. RefSeq names its product DNA-directed RNA polymerase III subunit RPC4-like. Gene Ontology annotation, molecular function: DNA binding. Gene Ontology annotation, biological process: transcription by RNA polymerase III. Gene Ontology annotation, cellular component: RNA polymerase III complex. Bases 155 to 1363 code for a protein of 402 amino acids. NCBI's taxonomy places the organism in Eukaryota, Metazoa, Mollusca, Bivalvia, Pectinida, Pectinidae. The transcript has 11 exons. The record is from RefSeq and is a predicted model, not a curated record.
AUCGUCUGACGAAAACAUCAGCAAGGAGUACAUGUGUUUCGUGCAGCUAUUUGUUACCAUGUGAAAUCCACGGACGUUUGUUACAGGACACAUUUAAAAAUGAGAAUAGAUAAUAUCCCCUCAGAAACGUCAAUAACUGCAUCAGUUUAGUAAAAUGGCAUCAAAGAAACAGCCAGAUCUGCCUAGAGGCCUAAUAGGACGCACAGGUGCCCCCACUGGGAGAGGGGCAAGAUUGCCGUCCAUCAGAGGACCAAGAGACUUGACCCUAGGAGGAAUUCCUAAGAAAGUGUUCACACCUACAAUUCCUGCAGCUAGACGAGACAAAACCAAAGACAGUCAAGCACAAGAUGAAGGUCCAAAAAAGGAAAGCAAAAGAGCUCACAGUGCUGAUAGGAAAGGACCAGGAUCAGAAAGGGGCAGAGGACGUGGAAGGGGUCGAGGAAGGGGCAAACCACAAGAUGUCAUCCAGUCACAUUCCAUAUUUGAGCAAGGGCCUACUGAGAAACUGGUCAAAGGUCCUGGGUUCUCUGGUGACUACUUAGGCAGUGGAGGAGGGGGAGGAGGAGGUGGUGGUGGCGGUGGUGGUGGUGGUGGUGGUGGUGGUGGAGGUGGAAGCUCAAUGUCAGCCUCGGGGGCGGGGGGUAUCAGAACAGGUUUUAAGAAGGACAGAGGCGAGGAUGAAUCAAAGCAGGUUCUGGACUACCUACUGAGGGAUGAUUUUAUAGACACUUCCAUCCAGAAUGAGGACCCCACCACUCAGCCUGUAGUUUUACCUCUGUGUGCCAUGGUAGACAGCCACACCCGACCUGACCUUUGUAAAACCAGCAACAUAAAAGUAAAGAAGGAACCUGGGUUUGCUGAGGAUCAGAUGGACGGUUUGGACACCAAAUCGCCCAAAGUGACAGGACUGAGACAGUCUCCGGUUGUUGACGAUGAGAGUUGUGAUCAGCUAUUCACAAACCUUGGAAAAACUGAAAACAGUGACUUACUGUUUUUCCAGUUCCCUGAUGCCAUGCCUGGUGUUCCAGCCAGCAAUAGAGAUGGUGAUGGUGACAAUGGGCACAAAUCUGGGAAUAAGAAUGAUGACGACUUGGCCAAGAAGAUGAGCUCCUGUUCCCUCUCCGAUUUCUCCGAAGGAUAUAUGGGAAAACUGGUUGUGCGGAAAUCUGGACGUACACAACUUGUGCUCGGCAACAUCACACUCGAUGUUUCCAUGGGAACCAAGUGUGGAUUCUUGCAGGAUUUAGUUUCUGUAGAAACCAAGAAUGGUGGAGGAGAUCUCGGUCACAUGGCUGUCCUUGGGCAUGUCGACAAGAGGCUUGUAUGCACACCUGACUUUGACAGCCUGCUACUUACCUUAUGACAACGGAUAUAAGGGUAAAAGAUGGAGAGGGAAAAUCAUGCAUGAAUAUCACCAAGAUGUCCCUCAAGGAUUACAACUGUGUGCUGGCACAUCCUGAAUAUUUUAUGAAGUUGUUUACGGAUGUGGGCCAAAUCCUACAUCACUGCUCUUCAUGAAGUAAUUUCCCCUAAGUUUACAGUGCUCUAAUGGAACAUCUCCCGAUGUAUAAUAGAGUCAUGUACCGGAAUUUCUCACGAAGUCGACGCUACAGUGCCCCAAAAUGCAGUAAAGUGUACACCUCUCUUAUAGAGAAUCUGCAAUAAAACAUCGACUUAAGCGCUUUUAAAAUUGUAUAUAUCACAGAAAGAAAGUACUGAAUGUUGUUGUAUGGUAGAUUGCAAAAGAAGUUACCAGGUAUUUAUACAAAGAAGUUAGUGAAAUUUGAAAAUGUUAUGAUGUAUGCAAGUUAUGAAGACGGCACAUGGAAGAACCUAUGUAUUAUUGUAUGUAUAAUUGAUAAUAAAUUAUGAAUAAACUUUAUUUUCUUGUCA